Rana temporaria (common frog) is the source of this 1596-nucleotide messenger RNA. RefSeq names its product extracellular calcium-sensing receptor-like. The record is from RefSeq and is a predicted model, not a curated record. The transcript is spliced from 5 exons. NCBI's taxonomy places the organism in Eukaryota, Metazoa, Chordata, Amphibia, Anura, Ranidae. Gene Ontology annotation, biological process: G protein-coupled receptor signaling pathway. Gene Ontology annotation, cellular component: membrane. Bases 1 to 1596 code for a protein of 531 amino acids. Gene Ontology annotation, molecular function: G protein-coupled receptor activity.
AUGGACCAAGACAGAUUGAUGCCCCAUCUAUACCAAACGCUCUGGCACCUUGUUGUCCUGUACAAUGUCCCGAUCUCAUACUCAAAUGAUAACCCAACAGGCUUGCCCCCCAGCGGGAUAUUGGUACCUGGAGAUAUUCUCAUUGGGGCUGUGAUUCCCCUCCAUAUCAACCCCAUUUACAGAGAAGUCACCUUUCAAGAGAAACCCCCCGCAGAUGUUUGCACAAUGUUUCUCUUUGAACAGUAUCAGCUGUUGCAAGCUAUGCGGUUCGCUGUUGAUGAGAUCAACCAAAGCGUCAAACUUCUUCCCAAUAUCACUUUGGGCUUCUAUGCUUACAAUUCCUGCACUGUACUGCAGAGGGAGCUAGAGAGCACCCUGUGGAUGAUGACGGGUUACAAUUGGGUCAUACCCAACUAUUGCUGUCAAGACCGUCCACCACUGGCUGCCGUCAUCGGCCAUUCAAUGUCCACAUACUCCAUCCUCAUGGCUCACAUUUUGGGGUUGUAUAGAUACCCACAGAUAAGCUAUUUUUCAACCAGUUCUCUUCUAAGCAACAGGGCAAAGUUCCCUUCCUUCUUCAGGACCGUUCCAAGCGAUUCUUUCCAGUCUCAGGGACUGGCACGGAUGGUCACACAUUUUGGAUGGACGUGGAUAGGUCUUGUUGCUGCUGACAAUGAUUAUGGCCAAGAGGGCAUUAAGAUACUUAAGCAAGAAAUAGCAAAAUCUGGAGCUUGUGUGGCAUUCACAGAGUAUAUACAGACAUAUUAUAGAAACAUCCAUAAUAUUGCCAAGGUUAUUAAGACCUCAACAGCUAAUGUUGUGGUGGUUUUCUCUACGGACAUCUAUCUUAUUCCUUUACUUGUUGAACUUUUGAUACUUAACACAACUGGGAAAGUCUUUGUAGCUAGCGAAGCUUGGUCUAUUUCAAACGUACUCUCAAUAGAGAAGUAUUCUUCCAUCUUGUUGGGAACAAUUGGUUUUGCAUUUCGCAGCUCAAAGAUCCCAAGCUUCCAAACCUAUCUUAACAACAUUGACCCGUACAAUACUCCAGGUGCUUCUUGGGUCAACAUUUUCUGGGAAGAAGCUUUUGGGUGCACGUUAUCUGACCAAAAGAUGGUUAAUGGAUCAAGGAAUGCAUUAAAUGUAUGUACUGGAGACGAAGACCUUAAUAGCAUCCAUAAUCUUUAUAACGAUGUGUCAAGCCUGAGAGCAUCUUACAAUAUUUACACUGCUGUCUAUGUUAUAGCUCAAGCUCUUGAUGACCUUAUGUUUUGCAAUGAUGAGGAAGGAUCCUUUUCAAGGGGAACAUGUGCAGACAUUGGAAAAUUUAAAACAUGGCAGCUUAUGCACUACUUGAAGAAAGUACGGGUUGAACUAAGUGACAAGAGAGAAGUGUUCUUUGAUGAGAAUGGGGAUCCACCAGCUGCGUAUGAUGUUGUGAAUUGGCAAAAGAACCAAGAGGGUUCCAUGGUCCAGGUGAAGGUUGGAAACUACGACAGUGUGGCCUCAUCUGGAAAAAGUUUUUCCAUAAAUUCAAGUUCUGUGUGGUGGCCAAAUGGCAGACAGGAGGUAAAUUCAUAUAACAUCUGCUGUUAA